AUGACUACAAGCAUACAAAAAAUGCAAUCAAAUGAUUUUCUUCGUUCAUCAACAUCUCCAUUUAUUGAAACACCGCAAUUACUUCCUGGUAAUUUACAAUCUCAAUUAAAUAUGCUCUAUGCUCUCACCCAACAACAACAACAGCAACAACAACAGAUAUCACCUUCUGAUUCAAAAAUCAAACGUAUCAAAAAAUCAAUGCCAUUACCUAACGAACCUCCAACUCAAGUACCAUUCAUAUCUGCAACAGAUUCCUCAUGUUUAAAUUCAAUGAAUGACCGUGAAAUUGUCAAAGUUGUUACAACAGCUGGACCACAAUGUGUUGAUAAAGAUUUUUUAACUCAAUUGUUAACACGUAAAGAUGUUAUACCAGCUCGAAAACGUCGUGAUUUUAUUCCAAAUGAUAUGAAAGAUGAUCAUUAUUGGGAACGACGACGAAAAAAUAAUUUAGCUGCUAAACGUUCACGAGAAAAACGACGUUUGAAUGAUAUUGUUCUUGAAACAAAAGUAGUUGAAUUAUCAAAUGAAAAUGAAACAUUAAAAGCUAAACUUCAUUUAAUGCUUUCACGUUUAAAUAUGAAAGAAACUGAAAUGGAAAAUAUAUUUGAAGAAGAACAACGUCUUGGUCAUAUAUGUCUUAAACCAGCAACAUCAGCAUCAGCAUUUCUUGCUCAAAAUGAUAGUGAUAAUGAUGAUGAAUAUUCUUUACAUGAAGAUUCUCGUUCUAUGCAACAACCAAAAAGCAAUGAUAAUACAGCUAUUGAUUUAAGCCGAACAGAAGUUAAAACAGGCAAUUUAUUACGAAAAAGUCCAUCACCUUUAACACCAUCACCAUCACCACCCAAUGAAUCUCUAUUACAAAUUCUCGCUAAUCAAAUGUUUAAAACAAAACAACAAGAAACAUUAACAUCAUCAUCGUCAUCACGUUUAUUAACUAUUGCUUCACCACCAGAUAUCAAACCCUUAAAAAGAAAUUUUAAUCAAUUACAAGAAGAUACUGAACAACAACAAAAAUGGGAUGAUGCAGCAAUGGCAUUACUUUCAUUGAAUAAACCACAACCAACACCUCCUGUUGAGCAACAAGUUGCACUUCAAUCAGUUAUAAAUGGUCUUUUACGUAAACCAAAUCCUCCUCCUAAAGCUACUAUUGAUUAUCAUAGUCAACAAAAUUCAAGUGAAAAUUUUCAUCAUCAUCAUACAUCAUUUGAUCAAUGGAAAAAUUUAAUGAAUUAUUUUUCAACACCGCCAUCACAAUUAUCAACAAUGUUUAAUACAAGUAUGACUCAAACACAACAGCAACCACAAAAUGAAACUCGUGGUGAUAUGAUGCCAUUAAAAUUACGAAUGAAAAUGUUAAAUGCAAAAAAUUAA
This is a messenger RNA of Adineta steineri, 1371 nucleotides long. NCBI's taxonomy places the organism in Eukaryota, Metazoa, Rotifera, Eurotatoria, Adinetida, Adinetidae. The record is from the annotation of a GenBank genome assembly.